CACGAAGGGCGCGGAGUGGACAUCAAAAUCAAUUUGCGGUGAUGGCAUCGCAAGUGCCGACAGCAUGUGGAUUAUUUCUGAGGAUCCCUCUCAGUGCAAGUGGGGAAAGUGGUGCAAUCAGGUACACAUUGAGCAAGGGUGGAUGCAAUUUAAAAAGAAUGAGUUUGAGUCAUGGUCUAAUGGUCUUGAAAGACGUUUUAAUGAGCUCCCUCCAGAUCACCUGUUUUCUGUCCACGACCCUCAGCUCAAGACCACCUUGAGCCUACCAAAAGCCAGUAUAGCCGGCUUCUCACGUGGCUUAUUUCAGGGAUCCGCCAAGAAGGCUCCAAGUGUUUGUAUGCUAUUUCAGCGCAGCCGUUGCACGGCCAAUACGUGCUGCAAUCAGAUACACGUGGAUCAAUCGUAUUUGCAGCUGCAUCGUCGGUGGGUGUGCAAUGGCGAGCAACUUCCUGAGGAGAAGCGCAGAGAACUUUGGGAACAGAUGAACUCCGUGCUAGAAUCGCUCCUGUCACGUUGCGAUAGGGAAGCCAUCGCCACGAAUGAUAUGUAUGACCCCGCGAGGGAGUUGAAUCCGCAGGCCCAACCGUUUGUUCCAUCACCACUCUCAACACCACAACCCACCGAAAAAUUUGUGGGGGAGACUGGUGCGAAAAGGAGGGAGAAAAGAAAAGACGACGCUUGCCACGUGAAGGGAGAGGGCAAAGGCAUCAAUUCCUUUGCUACUCGUCAAUCCAGGAGCCACGUUUCUGAUUAUCCAUUUUCUGCGGAAACUGAAAUAAUAUGUACCCCCAUGAAAUCACAGGGGGUGGUCUCCACGGGUACACGCUCAAAUCAACAUCAUCAGCAACAGCAGGAGGGAUUGAACAAAAACAUUUCUGCCAACGGUACAAACUGCAUUAAUUCCCGCUCGCGUAAUAACAAUUCUGCUGGAGCCUUUUUACCUUUAGGGGAGUUUGUGACGGUGGUGGACGGAGAUGAGCGAUCGCAGUCCUCCCUUCAAGCGAGUCAUAGCAAUAUAAGUCAUGCCGGUCGAAGUUACAAGCACACGAACAAUCCCUACACAUUUGGUGGAAGCUCAAGCUGCGCCGCCUCCCCCAGCUUUGGAUGGGUACAGCCCAUACGGAGUGCGGGAAAUAGCUGCACCACGAUGCCAAACAGUUGUGCUGGUGCAGAGACCGGUGGUUCCAAUGCGGGCAAUGGUGUAUGGGGGAUGCGAACAAAAGCGGAUCCAUCGCCCGCUGCUCCCGAUAAUCGUUCUGCGCUUUUUGGAGCUCAUCACGAGUUUGAUAACAGCUUUUGUGCUUUAUCUCCUUCUUUUCAGUGGAAUGCCUCGGGCAGCACGCCUGCCAAGACAAUAGAGGAGCUUCAGAAGGUCUCGCCGGACAUGGACCAUACGAAUGCGGAGGAGAAUGGGUUUUUGGAGACCCCGUGA
Messenger RNA from Trypanosoma cruzi, 1432 nucleotides. RefSeq lists its product as uncharacterized. The transcript has a single exon. NCBI's taxonomy places the organism in Eukaryota, Euglenozoa, Kinetoplastea, Trypanosomatida, Trypanosomatidae. The annotation marks the transcript as partial. The record is from RefSeq and is a predicted model, not a curated record.